Molecule: messenger RNA, 1755 nt
Organism: Astyanax mexicanus (Mexican tetra)
Lineage: Eukaryota; Metazoa; Chordata; Actinopteri; Characiformes; Acestrorhamphidae
Gene: lrrc18b
Product: leucine rich repeat containing 18b
Exons: 2
Coding region: 238-1005 (255 amino acids)
Molecular function (GO): protein binding
Source: RefSeq, a predicted model, not a curated record
AGCAGUGCGGCCGACUCGCAGGAAACAGAGCAGGCCACGGCUCGACCCCGCUGGGUUUUAUUUACAGGGUUGUGAGGGGGCUCAUACAUAAUUCACAGAGAAGAAUCCUCCGCAAAAGAGGAAGACGUCCUCUCACACCACCACGGCUCCUCAGAGCUGGAGACGGACCUGCAGAUAUCCAGAACUGACCAACACCUACAGAUACACACACAAAAACACACACACACAGCAGAUCUAAUGGCGAAGGGUAAAAAGAAGUCAAGUGAGUCAAAAGGGAAGAAGAUCACCCUGAAGAUAGCCAAGAAUGCGGUAAAGCUCACCGUUGAUGGGAAGCGGCGCCUGGACCUCAGCAAUAUGGAGAUCGCCACUUUCCCCAAGUGCAUCCUGAAGCUGUGUGAUGUGGAAGAGCUGGACCUGAGCCGGAACUUUCUGAAGGACAUCCCGGAGAGCAUCGAUCGAUUCGUCAACAUGCGAUGGCUGGACCUGCACAGCAACAAUCUGGAGAAGCUGCCUGAGGCCCUGGGGCGCCUGCAGGGGCUCCACAGCCUCAACGUGUGCAACAACCGGCUGACCACCCACGGCAUCCCUCACGAGCUCGGGCUUCUGAGGGGCCUGAGGAGCCUGAACCUCGGCAUGAACCGCAUAGAGAUCGUGCCGUCUUCCAUCGGCGCCCUCAAGGAGCUGCGCCAGCUGCGUCUCUUCAACAACCUGCUGACCCGCAUGCCACCGUGGCUCCACAGCCUGCCCAACCUGCAGACCCUCAACAUCAAGUGCAACCCAAUAACUCCAGACAGUCCCCCUCCACUGGACCUCAAUGAAAGGGCAGAAUGCCUGUGUGUGGUCAGUGAGGACUCCCUGUGUGAGGAGUGCCUCCUGAAGCAUAAGGAGAAAAAGGGCAGGAUAGACCACUGGAUCAAUGAGGCUCCAGUCACUCGGAAAAUCAUCCCCGUUAGGUUGAUUACACCCAAUUCUGUGGCACAGCAGGAUCCUGCAGUGCACCGAUGAGAAUUACCGACAGGAAUACAGUGCUAUGCUCUAAAAAAAAAAGACCCAAUGCUUAUUUCAUGGCCGUCCAAUGAAAAAUAUUUAUCUCUAAAACAUAAACUAUACAGGAGAAAGAUAAAACUUUCUGGACUUUUCAAUGGAAGUCAAUAUAAAAAAGAGUAUUUCCAUUGGUCCAUUGAUAAAAAGAUUUUGACACUGUGUUAGGGACUGUUUGUGCGUUCACAUUAUGUAGAAAACGUAAAAGCAUUAAAAAUGGAGAUACUUGUUUUUCACUAAACAGCAACAAUUUGUCCUCUAACCCAAAACACAACAAACAUGCAUCUCUUAGACAUCUACCCUAAAUGGACCUUUAAAUGGAUGAGAACCACCUAGAAAAUACAUAAUUAAAAAUAUUAAAUAAUAUUUUUAGUGAUUUAUUAACUAUUGUAUGUGCAGAUGCUUCAGUAAAUACACCGUUAAUUAUUAUUUACCUUGCUAUUUAUAUAAUUUUAUAUACCCAUUGUAUAUCAUAUUUAUGCCCUGGAGCUAACACAAGCAAUGCAAAAACAUCCAUCUAUCCUUCUACUGUGAGAAGGCUGAAGCUGAAAGGAUGUGUAAAUGAUCAAAAGAAAAGAUAAAACAAACAGAGAAGCUUCUAUUUUUUUUAUCAAUGGACUAACUGCCCCAGAGUCCAGACCUCAACAUUAUUAAAUGCUGGAUGGCUCAUUUGUAUUCCCUUCGCAUAUGAAAAUAAACAUGUCCGCUAGUAAA